CCAGCCCUUAAUUUCUCUCCCCCCCCUUUGCCUUGCAGAUGUAGGAAUGAGGGUCGGAGCGGAAUACCAGGCGCGCAUUCCUGACUUCGAGCCCGGUGCCACAAAAUACACUGAUAAAGAUAAUGGAGGGAUGCUUGUAUGGUCUCCAUAUCAUAAUAUUCCCGAUGCCAAGUUGGAUGAAUAUAUAGCAAUAGCAAAGGAGAAACAUGGAUACAAUGUGGAACAGGCUCUCGGCAUGUUGUUCUGGCAUAAACACAAUAUUGAGAAGUCCCUUGCGGAUCUCCCUAACUUCACUCCUUUCCCUGAUGAAUGGACAGUUGAAGAUAAAGUCCUAUUUGAACAAGCAUUUAGCUUCCAUGGAAAGAGCUUUCACAGGAUCCAGCAAAUGCUCCCAGACAAGACCAUUGCAAGCCUUGUAAAAUAUUACUAUUCUUGGAAAAAAACUCGCUCUAGGACAAGUUUGAUGGAUCGUCAGGCUCGUAAACUAGCUAAUAGAAAUAAUCAAGGUGACAGUGAUGAUGACGUAGAAGAAGCUCAUCCAAUGGAUGGAAAUGAUAGUGAUUAUGAUCCCAAAAAAGAAGCCAAAAAGGAGGGCAAUAAUGAGCAGCCUGUCCAGACCAGCAAAAUAGGUCUGGGUAGAAGAGAGUAUCAGAGCUUGCAGCAUCGCCACCAUUCCCAGCGUUCCAAAUGCCGUCCACCAAAAGGCAUGUACCUGACCCAGGAAGAUGUGAUAGCUGUUUCCUGUAGUCCCAAUGCAGCCAACACAAUUCUUAGACAGCUGGAUAUGGAACUAAUCUCGUUAAAGCGACAGGUUCAAAAUGCUAAGCAAGUAAACAGUGCACUUAAACAGAAAAUGGAAGGCGGGAUUGAAGAAUUCAAACCUCCUGAGUCUAAUCAGAAAAUCAAUGCCCGUUGGACCACAGAAGAGCAGCUUCUUGCAGUACAAGGUGUCCGAAAAUACGGUAAAGAUUUUCAAGCUAUUGCAGAUGUAAUUGGCAACAAGACUGUUGGCCAAGUGAAGAACUUCUUUGUAAACUACAGGCGUCGGUUUAACUUAGAGGAGGUAUUGCAGGAAUGGGAAGCGGAACAAGGAACCCUGGCUUCUAAUGGUGAUGCUUCUGCUUUAGGGGAGGACACAAAAAAUACUUCUAAUGUGCCAUCAGGAAAGAGCACUGAUGAAGAAGAUGAGGCACAAAGCACUCCGGCCACUCAGUGUUUAGGCCCUUCACCUCCAGCACAGGCAUCUGCCCCGGCACCUGCCGCCGCCCCGGCAGCUCUAAACCAGCCGCCCCCGCUGCUGCGCCCCCCCCCCCCCCCCCCCCCCCCCCCCCCCCCCCCCCCCCCCCCCCCCCCCCCCCCCCCCCCCCCCCCCCCCCCCCCCCCCCCCCCCCCCCCCCCGCCGCCGCCGCUCAUCCGCCCCGCUAGCUCCCUGCCGCCCCGCCUCAACCCCCGGCCCGUGCUCGGCGCCGCCGGCCAGCAGCCGCCCUCGCUCAUCGGCAUCCAGCCCGAGCCGCAGUCCACGCUGCACUGAAGAGCGGCGGCAGAAUUGUGCUGACUCCCGCCUUCGAAAAAUUGUACCCUGUACUUUCUUUUUUGUUUUGUUUCCAAAUAAUGAAGGGGAGAACAGAGCAAGCCUUCACAGGUAUGAGACCACUUUUCCAGAGGAGCAAGCUAAGAACUAGAAACGGAACGACGUCAAUGACCACCUGUAUAAAAAUAUUUUUAUGCCGAAGACUUGUACAGCAGAACAAUGCCUACACUGCAGCCCUCCUCUGUAUGAAUAACUGUUGAAGGAAGCUAACUUCUUAAAUGAAUAAAUGUUCAACACGCCAAGAUUUUGUUCAACUGAUUUUUACUCUAUUUAUUUUAUUACAGUUCUUUAUAGUCAAGCAUCUAACUACAGGAAAGUAGUCUGGCAAAUCUAGAAAUAGGUAAUAUUGUAGGAGACUUAAAUGUAGUGUUGGGGUUUUUUGUGUGUGUGAAUUUUUAAUUAUUUUUUUUUUAAUCUUUUAGUGAAAGAAAAUAAUGGCUUUAGGUUCAGAAUGUUUGGCCCUGUUUAGCUAACAGUAGGAGCAUUUCACACGCUUGUAAAAUGUAGGUCUUCUCUUCAUGUUUUUCCCAAAACAUCUUAGCUUGUUUUAAAAGGUACUGGCGCAUUAAACACUCCUCUUUCAGAGUAUUCUGAAGACUCAGUGAGCUGUUGUACCAAAUUUAUUAAAUCUCAUGUGUGUUCUACUCAUAGAAUUUAACUGGAAGCAGGAGUCCAGUUUAUUGCUGCAGUCUUGUCUUGUGGGCUGGGCAGGAUAGAGUGGCAGCAGCUUCCAGCCACCCAGGGGGAUGAUAGGAGAGGAACCAUCUUGCAAGAAGUAUUAAUUUAAUUUGUUAUUCCACUCAUUCUUCUAAUGUAAGUACAGUAAAAUUCCAUUCCUCUGAGAAUGACUGUCUGCAGUUCGUGUAUGUUAGAUCACUGAUGCCUUGCCUCAAGCAUUAAUGAGGGAAGUGUAGAGGCUGGUGGUGCUGGUAGGAUAUCGUGAGAGUAGUUACCUGCUGCCAACCCAGUCUUACUUUCAAGUGAUUAUCUCUUGACUUCUGCUGUAUUUCUGGCAAAGUUGACUACAUGAGUUGAGGGUAUUAGGGGAAGGACGAGGGUGUUUGUUUAUUUUAUUGACUCAGUAAAACCUGCAUUUAGGUAUUCAUAUUUCUUCCAAAUUAUAGGAAAGAAACUCAUUUCACUGCAUUCUCAUCUGAAACCUUGAUUGAUGCCUAGCACUGUUUUGGGGUGUGGGUUUUUUGGGGUUUUUUUUGUAAAAGCAGAUGCCUCUACCCUCCAAGUAAACCGGGUUCCAAAUGUGAGUAGCACUGUUUGAAACUGUGUGAUCUGAAUUAAGCUCUUGAAAAAUAAUGCAUUCUUGAUUAUGUAAUAAUGUUCAUGUUGACUGUCAUACUAUUUCAAAAUGGGUUUUUUUGCUUAUAGCUGAAAUGAUGUCUAAGUCUUUUUACUCCUUUUUGUUAUUAACUAGAUUUGCCCUUCACUAAAAUGAGAUUUUUUACACAAAUAGGAUGUGUUCUCCCUAGUGUUUUUUUCACAGAUAAAUUGGGUGGUGUAAUGAUCAGUUUAGCACCUAAAUAAGGUCUUUUUUUAAUGUGCAAAGGGAUGUUCUUGUACUAUGAGCUUCUAUUUAAUUUGAAAAUCUAGUAUUAAAGGUUGUUAGUUGUAACCUGAAUUGCACUUAAAGUGUUAACCUUUAUGUUUAAGAUCUUCGUUUUAAAAUAUUCUCAGAUCAAACUUGAGAGAUUUUUCUUUCUGAAGAACUUCCACUGGUGUGCUGAGGUGUCGUACAAAAGGUCUUUCUUAGAAAUUUUCUUUUGCAUCAGGUGCUUAGCCACUAUGUGAGCAUCAGAUGACCCCCUGUCUAAGUAAAGCAGAAUUUUAAAACAAGCACCAAGGAACUUGUGGUCAUGGAAACUUGUGUUCUGGAAGUCAUGAGUCUUUAGUGUGCCCUCACCAGCUACACAGAAAUCUGGCUGCUCUCUGGUCUUUAAAACCAAUACCAAACCAAGAUGGUACAUUUUUACAGUUUAGUUGUUAGCAGUGGUAAGAUUCAUCU
Ficedula albicollis (Collared flycatcher) is the source of this 3608-nucleotide messenger RNA. RefSeq names its product REST corepressor 3 (gene RCOR3). The transcript has 12 exons. The record is from RefSeq and is a predicted model, not a curated record. Gene Ontology annotation, biological process: negative regulation of DNA-templated transcription; regulation of transcription by RNA polymerase II. NCBI's taxonomy places the organism in Eukaryota, Metazoa, Chordata, Aves, Passeriformes, Muscicapidae. Gene Ontology annotation, cellular component: histone deacetylase complex; transcription regulator complex. Bases 47 to 1531 code for a protein of 494 amino acids. Gene Ontology annotation, molecular function: transcription corepressor activity.